AUGCGAUACACCGCGGCCACAUGUGAUCCUAAUGAGUUUACCCUUCACAAUGGCUACAACCUUCGUCCUGCCAUGUACAACAGACACACCGAGUUGUUGAUUGCUAUCACGUAUUAUAAUGAAGACAAGACUCUUACAGCCCGUACGCUCCAUGGUGUCAUGCAAAAUAUCCGUGACAUUGUGAACUUGAAGAAGUCCGAGUUCUGGAACAAGGGUGGGCCGGCCUGGCAAAAGAUUGUAGUCUGCCUGGUUUUCGAUGGUAUCGACCCCUGUGACAAGGAUGUGCUGGAUGUCUUGGCCACCGUUGGUAUUUACCAGGAUGGCGUCAUGAAGCGUGAUGUCGAUGGAAAGGAAACCGUUGCCCACAUCUUCGAAUACACGACGCAAUUAUCCGUUACCCCCAACCAGCAGCUGAUUCGCCCGACAGAUGACGGCCCCAGCACGCUACCCCCGGUUCAGAUGAUGUUCUGUUUGAAGCAAAAGAACAGCAAAAAGAUCAACUCUCAUAGAUGGCUUUUCAAUGCUUUCGGCCGUAUCCUGAAUCCCGAGGUCUGCAUUCUUCUCGAUGCUGGUACCAAGCCUGGACACAAGUCACUUCUGGCCCUGUGGGAGGCCUUCUACAACGACAAGGAUCUCGGAGGUGCUUGUGGUGAAAUUCACGCCAUGUUGGGUAAGGGUUGGAGAAACCUGAUCAACCCUCUCGUGGCAGCCCAGAAUUUCGAAUACAAGAUUAGUAACAUUCUGGACAAGCCGUUGGAGAGUUCUUUCGGUUAUGUCAGUGUGUUGCCUGGUGCUUUCUCCGCAUACCGAUUCCGUGCAAUCAUGGGUCGUCCAUUGGAGCAGUAUUUCCAUGGUGAUCAUACUCUCUCCAAACAGCUGGGUAAGAAGGGUAUUGAGGGAAUGAACAUUUUCAAGAAGAACAUGUUCUUGGCCGAGGACCGUAUCUUGUGUUUCGAGCUGGUUGCGAAGGCUGGCUCCAAGUGGCAUCUGUCAUAUGUUAAAGCCUCCAAGGGUGAAACUGACGUGCCUGAAGGUGCUGCGGAGUUCAUCUCGCAGCGUCGUCGUUGGUUGAACGGAUCCUUCGCAGCCGGUAUCUAUUCUCUCAUGCACUUCGGACGUAUGUACAAGAGUGGCCACAACAUCAUUCGGAUGUUCUUCCUUCAUAUUCAGAUGCUGUACAACACUUUCUCGACGAUUCUUACAUGGUUCUCUCUGGCUUCCUACUGGCUUACAACAUCGGUUAUCAUGGACCUGGUCGGUACGCCUAGCGAUAGCAACGGUCACACUGGUUUCCCCUUUGGCAAGACGGCAACUCCCAUCGUCAACACCAUCGUCAAAUAUGCCUACCUUGGUUUCCUGCUCCUCCAGUUCAUUCUGGCUUUGGGUAACCGCCCCAAGGGUUCUCGGUUCUCGUACCUCGCAUCUUUCGUUGUUUUCGGCAUCAUUCAACUCUACGUUGUCGUCGAUGCACUUUACCUGGUAGUCCGCGCUUUCAGCGGCAGCGCUCCGAUGGACUUCGACACCACGCACGGUGUUGGUGCGUUCCUUGGUUCGUUCUUCGGGUCGACCGGUGCCGGUAUCAUUAUCAUCGCGCUUGCUGCCACUUUCGGUCUGUACUUCGUCGCUUCGUUCAUGUACAUGGACCCGUGGCACAUGUUCACCUCCUUCCCUCAGUACAUGGCCGUGCAGUCUUCUUACAUCAACAUCCUCAACGUGUAUGCCUUCAGCAACUGGCACGAUGUGUCCUGGGGUACCAAGGGUUCUGAUAAGGCGGAUGCUCUUCCCUCCGCGAAGACGACCAAGGAAGGAGGCAAGGAAACUGUCAUUGAGGAAAUUGACAAGCCUCAAGCCGAUAUUGACAGCCAGUUUGAAGCUACGGUGAAGCGUGCUUUGACACCAUAUGUGGCUCCCGAAGAGAAGGAGGAGAAAAGUUUGGAUGACUCGUACAAGAGCUUCCGUACGAGACUGGUAACAUUCUGGAUCUUCAGUAACGCUCUGAUGGCUGUUUGCAUCACCAGCGAUGGUGUGGAUAAGUUUGGCUUCACGAACUCUGCCACCGAUCGUACAUCACGUUUCUUCCAGGCUCUAUUGUGGUCCAACGCCGUUGUCGCGCUAUUCCGCUUCAUUGGAGCUUGCUGGUUCCUGGGUAAGACCGGUGUGAUGUGUUGCUUCGCCCGCCGCUAG
Messenger RNA from Aspergillus luchuensis, 2184 nucleotides. RefSeq names its product chitin synthase class III (gene chsG). Gene Ontology annotation, cellular component: cell septum; cell periphery. The transcript is spliced from 5 exons. Lineage: Eukaryota; Fungi; Ascomycota; Eurotiomycetes; Eurotiales; Aspergillaceae. Gene Ontology annotation, molecular function: chitin synthase activity. The record is from RefSeq and is a predicted model, not a curated record. The coding region runs from base 1 to 2184 and encodes 727 amino acids.